Messenger RNA from Myxocyprinus asiaticus (Chinese sucker), 4115 nucleotides. RefSeq lists its product as uncharacterized. The coding region runs from base 696 to 3065 and encodes 789 amino acids. The record is from RefSeq and is a predicted model, not a curated record. Lineage: Eukaryota; Metazoa; Chordata; Actinopteri; Cypriniformes; Catostomidae. The transcript has 11 exons.
GUCCAACUGCAAAAGCCCCAAAAAACUCUCAAUGAAAAGCACAUUACAGUACACUCAAAAAUGUUGUGCAACUGCAAAAUCAAAAUCACUGAGAGAUUAAUUCUGCCUCACCAUCACGUCUUUGUGCUUCCUGUAUAUUGAACAAUUGGUCUGAUCACAUCAUUAGAAACAAGUGUGAACAACUUUGAGUCAUUGUGUGUAAACGAUGACAACUGUGUUGUAGUUGUGUUUAACUUUGGCCGCCCGUGUUUACCGUUUUGCAACACAAGUGCAUCACAGUGCGAAAUGUGUUUUAGUGAGUGAUGUGUUUAGAGUUUUGCAAAAAGAGUGGAUAAAAUUCGCAAAUGGUGUCUAACUACCUGAACUUGUUUAAGGUUUUGCCAAAAGGGUGAUUGAUUCGACCAAUGGGUUUAGGCCACUGGGCAUUUGGUUAAGAGAAUGGGGUUUAGUGCUUUAGCAAUUCAGAAAAACUGUAAGUUAAUGCUCAGCUGGAAUGAUGUAUGUGGAUGGCUGCUGCUGUGCAUGCGCAUGAUUAUGCAAACAGCUGGAGCGAGCCACGCAGCUGCGUGCAUAAACAGGUAUUUGGUGUGACGUUAGCAAGGUAAAGCGGCGCGCGGCGGCUUCCACUCUGAUACGGACGCGCGAGAGCUCCUACUCCACAUCAUCAAAACGAGCCCCGGGUGCCUGCUGUUAGUAUGAUGCCUACGAGAGGUAAAAGUGAAGGGUGCCGCAUUUGUGGGAGAGACCUACAGGGUAACCAGCGGCGAUGGUUGUAUGCGGCUCAGAACCGGAAGGAUGCACAACCUCAGACGCCAACAGACUGGUCUAGCAAGGGAAGCCUGCCCAGAUCAGCACAGAGCAGCCCAUGGGGCAGUACAUUAUCUCUCAGCUCUUCUCAUUCCCUCUCCAAGUCUCUUGCUUUGCUCACCACUACAAAAGGAAUAGAUCUGCUCUGUGUGCUGACACACAUAUUAGAGCAGCCUGUACCACGUGGGGACGGUCAGGGGGAGUUUUUAUGUGGCAAGUGCGUGUCCGUUUUGGAGCGGGUUUUCAAGUUCGACACUGUCAUCGCCCGGGUCAGAGCUCUCUCGAGCGAGAGGCUUCAGAGGCUCACACAGGAAAGAGACAAGAUUAGGCGAAGGGUGCGAAGUUUGUACUAUCAACGCCAUCCUUCUUGUUCCAGGAGCAAAGGAAGCUCCAGCGAGGAUGAAGGUGACCCAGGAUGGCAGGACAGAAAGGAUUCGACAGGGGAAGCAUACAGGGAACUGCUGAGGGACAAUAUGGCUCUUUCUGAGUAUGAGUGGUGGUCCGAGAAAGCGGAUUCAUGUCCAUAUUAUAGGAGAACAGGAAAACGGUGCCAAAAAGGAAAGAAAUGUGAGGGUUGUGACUCUUUAAGGGUGUCCGAUUCGGACUAUGAGUCUGUGUGCGGCAUACCCCGUCAUCUGCCCGAACAAGCCUUCACCUCAUUGGGCCUCUCUCGGGACAAGUCCCGCAGCAUGCCUCUUCAUUGGUCAAGAGUGCCAUCUGUCAGCUCAAGCCCUGCCUCGCUAUCUGGUUCUUGUCACUCUUUACGAUCUCGAUCACGCACUGCCUCUGUCCAAUCAAUGGACUCUUUGGAUGGCAAUGAUCCCUUUGAUUGGCCAGAGGAGCAGGCGGUCAUCUUCAAGACCGUUUUUAAAGAGUUGAGAGGAAUUGAAGGAAAGCCGGUGAGGUCACCAGCUGGAAGUCGCAUUCCUGUGUUGGGCCGAGGGGGAGUGCAGAAUGGGAAGGAUGAAGUGGAGGCGAAAGUGGGGUUAGUUAGGGUACUGAAUUUCGGAGAGGGGGAUAACGGGACGGAGGAUGAGUUUGAUGAAGAGAGCGAUGACAUCCUGACUGAACUUAGAGAUGAGUUUCUGCCAUUGCAAAGAGAGGUGACUUCAGGUAGAGUGCACCCUGCAGUGAAGCAGUUGCGUGAACAGCUUGUUCAAGCUCAGGCUCGCAUCAGAACUCUUGAGGCACAGCUCAGGGAUGUCAACAAACCAGUAACGAAUGCUGCUGUCAAUCAGUCAAAGUCAUUUCCACAAAUGACCAGUCUGAAGAAUAAAAAUGACUUGAUUGAGAGUCUCAGCCAAUCGCUGCACAGCAGAGAGAGUGUAAUCCAGGAAUGUGUGACUUUGAUCCAGAAGCUGUGUGCUGAGCAGGGGGUGGAGUCAGAGGAGACUGACAAACUCAUCAGAAAACUGACCAAUGCUGUGGGUGAUAAACACAGUGAGCGUGAGAAUGUUCUGGAAGCCCAGUUGUCAGAGGUGAGGGAGAGAGAGAAAGCUCUGGAAAACCAGCUGCAGGCUCUCAGGGACGCUGGCAAAGAGAGAGACCGAGACUUCAUCACACUUAACACUGUGCUCCAGUGUAACCAGGAUGUUAUUAAUCACCUGCGUGUAGAGCUUGCAGAGCGAGAUCGAGCACAGCAGGAGAUGAUUAAAGAGUGGGAGGUUUGCAAAGAGCUAGAUUUUGCCCUGACUGCACUGGUGAAGGACAACGAAGCAUUUAUUUCCCAGCUAAAGGAGGCGCUAGAGAGUUCACGUCGAGAUGUGCAGGCGCUCUCAGACUCUCUGAUUGGUCGGGGAUUAGAAGGGGGCGGAGCUGAGGCUGGAUUGGUCAAUCAGUUGCGAGAGAAAGAAUCACUGUUGGCAGCGAGCAUCAAAGAUAGAGAGAAGCUUAGCACCACAAUGAAGAAGGAGAUUUCAAGACUCUCCAUAGCCUUAAAAGACUCUGAAACCCUCAUACAGGACCAAAGAGAAAAUCACAAACAAGCCAUCAGUGAAGUGUCACAGCAACUCAAAAACGCACUUGAGGAACUGAGAGAGAAAACCAAAGAGAAGAAGGAAGCUGAACUAGGUUUGAAAAAGGAAAAUAAGGAGAGAGCUUUCGAGGAAGGAAAACUGAGAGACAAUCUUCAAAAAAGGGACAAACUUAUAGAGCAAGUUCUUCUUGAUUUAGAAGAGCGUGAUGGUGUGCUAACAGAGCUUCAGCAAAACAUCUCUACCAGGCUUGGACCCAAGACCGCCCUCAAACACACACUGUGAGUGUAUAAAAGACACAGAUAAUAGGGAAUGAUCCUGUGAAUACACUGAAUUUGUUGAUUGACUGUUAAUCUUUGAUUUGCAUAAUUUAUUGAUAAAGGCACAAUCUUCAGCUCAAAUGUCAAAUGUCUUAUUUUUUCCUGCACUCAUUUCUUACAGAGAUGCGGAUUUCUGUACUUAACAUGUCUAUGUACAGCUUUUGAUUUUAGCUUUAGAUAAAAUGUAUAGCUUUUUUUGAAAUUCUGUCAUUUUGUGGGAAAUUAAGACAGGCCCAUGGUAUAUUUGAUUUGGCUCUGUACAUAUGUCAUAUAUGUUCAUUUUCAUUUUCUGUCAGUAGACUGCUCAAAACUGGACUGGAGGAGAUUGCUGGUAUAUUAUGAAAUGUUAUUUUAGUUCAUGAAUUUAUGACUACCAUUUACAGGUUGCUCCAGUAAUGUAGUUUGAAUGCAGCCAUAAACUGUUCUGAUUGCUUCCACAUGUUUUCAGAUUGUGGUUCCAAGAUUUACAUAGUUACACACCUGUGCCUUUUCUACACCAAUAAACGCAUUUCUGUAGCCCACAUUCCUAACUGCCUCAGAUGAAUUCAUAUUUAAAUUAUUAUAUUUAUGAUUUAUUGAUUUUGGCUGCUGAAAAUGUUCAUUGCUCCUUUUUUGUUAUUGCUUAAUUUGUCUUUUCCAUUAUUUUCCAUUAUGUUUGUAAUACAUUUAUAAAUGUUUUAUGUUGAUUUUGUGUCAGAGAUGCAUUCCAAGUCUUUUUUCUAGUGAAGGGGAAUCCUUUUCUCACAAAAAAUGGAUUUACUGAAGCUGAAAAUGACAUGAUUAUUCUGUGUUUUUAAUCUGCUUGUUUAUUAUUUUAUUUGGGUACGCUGGAAUUUUUUCCCACAGCCUGAUAAAUACCUCAUUACCAUUAAGGAAAUUAUCUAAUUAAAAUGAAGCAUCAGGUUUGUGCGGGUUAUGGUUCUUAAAGUUUUUCUUUUAUUUCUGAGAUAUUAAACUGUUUUUUUCUUAAGAACUCAGGGGUGUAUUUGACAAUUAAAACCUCAGAUGUAAAUGA